Molecule: messenger RNA, 1364 nt
Organism: Phalaenopsis equestris
Lineage: Eukaryota; Viridiplantae; Streptophyta; Magnoliopsida; Asparagales; Orchidaceae
Exons: 3
Coding region: 216-1229 (337 amino acids)
Source: RefSeq, a predicted model, not a curated record
AUGGAGAUCUGAUUACAGUGCUUUUUAUUUAUCUGAGGCUACUCAUGUUUCUCUGAGUUAUCAAGAAGUUCAUGGCGCCUACCAUAAAAAAGCAAUAAGCUUCACUGUGACAAACUUAAUUCACUUCUGUAAUCAAAGGAAGAAAAGCAAAAAAGAAACAACUUGGGAAGAUAGCAAAGAUCGACGAGAUUUUUGCUCAAUCAUCAGAGCAUGGCAUGAAACUUACAACAUCAAAUGAGGAAAUUGAAUCAAUGAGCAAUCUUUUAUCUGAAAUGCAUUCAUCCCUUGAGUCAUGGGUUCUGAGGCUCACUCAAUCACAGACCACAACUAAAACAGAAGUUCAGUUCUGCAAAUCUCUACAGAAGGAUCAUCCUUCCACUCAUGGAGAGCCCCCGAGAAUGAAAUACGAAGAACCUAACCUGGACAUGGUUAUAUCUCCUUCUCCAUUAGUUGCCUGGCGUGCCGCAGGCUGUCAACUACUGACAGAAAAACAACUGUUUUUGCUCACUCCACUAUCAAAAAUUAAGGCCAGAAAUCCAUACAGGAAGAACACAAAUAAUACUUUACAAUCUAUCAUCAGGAAUUCAGAUUCCGUAUCUGAAACAGUGAAAGAAUUGGGUGCCUUAAAUCCUUGUUUCAUUGAAGAAAAGAUCAGCAUGAGCAAAACCACACUGAAACACCACUCCCAAACUGAUCUGAAAAAGAAAUCAAACAGGAGAAAGGAUGCAAAUGAGCAGGAGGCGCUAGAAUGGUUCUUGUCGCCACCAAAGACCUGCACUGUAAUGGAUCCAAAUGAUACCUCAAAUCCUUCAGUAAUGGCCGGCAAGAGCUCGAGAUGCAGAAAUCCGAAGAUCGCCACUAUCAUCGAUGAUCGUAACGAUCCUGAAUCUUUUCGAGGGAUCGAAAAUCAGGAUGAUCGCCAUCUCCAUGAGCUGCGAUUGUGUAGUCUCGCGCGUAAAAAGGAUUCUGAUGGAGGAUUGGAAUGGUUCUUGUCGCCACCGAAGACUUGCGCUGUAAUGGAGCCAUUGAGGGACGGGAAGAUACUGUCGACGCCGGUUGUUGUCGACGGCUCUGUGAUUAGAAGCCGGCGAGCUGGGGAGAAUACCUUGAAGAAGGAGCUCUGGACUAGGUUUCAGGCUGUGUCUAUGGGUAGAAUUCUUUACACAGAGUCGGGGUUGCAGAAGGUGGGGAAGAAAGGUUUUAUGGAUAUGCUUGAAGAGGCUACUUAAAUAGUUUUUAAGGUAGAUUUGUAAAUUUAAAUUUGUUUUUUUUUUUGUGGCAAAAGCUAUUUGAAUUUUUUUUUUGAAAUUUUAUAAAAAUUUGGGUAUGUUUUUUAGGACUAGUAUUUUGUUGAUCACAUGUAG